AUGCUCAAGAAGAAUUCGCUUAGUCCCGAGGAGACGCUGAGGCCUCUCAAUUUCACCCAGCCCCUCCGCAUCGCCUUCUUGGGCGGGGCAAAGCUGGGGAAGCUGUCACUCAUCUCGAAAUUGCUGAUGGGCACUUUCAGGGACAACUACUACCCUACCCACAAGAUCAACCCAGUGUUGUUGACCUACCUGCCGCAAGACCGAUUAUCCCGUGUCAUUAUGGACGAAGGCAAUGGUCUGAAUUCUCUCAGAGAGCUUGCUGACCACCGAGAGCUCCUGCUCAGCCCUGUGCUCACUAGCGCCUAUACGCUGACUCCGGCGAAGCCGCAAGAUCUCAAUGCUUUAAUCAGUCUCCAAUGGAAAAACCAAUACUACCAAGGGUUCUGCUACCGUGGUGAUGCUGCGCAAGCCGGUACUUACGUCCUCCCUCACGUCAGCCCGUUAUUGGUGGAGAUGAUCGAUACGCCUGCGUUUGACCCCGCCCGCGUGGUACCGUUUUUGGAAGCACUGUUGUAUAUCAAACUCGGCAAGGACACCCUACAUAAUCUUGCCGACGAGCCGAGACGCCCGGUACUGACGCAUCCGCUCCUCGUGGCCCUGGGGGCUCUGGAGCUCAAUGGCAAUAUCGAUGGGUACUUCUUCGUCUACCUGGCAGUGCCGCUGUAUCAGCCGCCGCUGUACGACUCCCAUGAUAACGAAAAUAGUAAGGUUGGCGACGAUGAGCUCCCUGAAUGCGACAUCAAAACGUUCAGUUUGUUAGGGGUGAUGAAAGCGGCGUUGGACGAGGCCUGGCGAGAAUAUAACACUUUCAGAAUGCGAUGGAACCAAGGGAAGGAACACGAUAUAUUCCAUUUUACUCUGCUGUUAAAGCACAUGUGGAAAGAUAAGCUGAUGGUGGAGAUGGAGCAAAUGCGCCAGGAGCUCCGGCGUCAAAUCACCCUCAUGGAUAAUCCCGUCGACCCUCUGGAUCCUAACUCACCACCACCCAUCUGGAUCGUGUGUACUCACUCUAAGCUGCCGUUGCGACUGCCAUUGCUUAUUGACAGAGGUGAGAAGUUAGCCAAGCAGUGGAAUUGUGGCUUCAUUGCCGUCGACAAUACCGACGACAAUGUUGACGCGGUGUUGGCACUCAUGGUUAAGGAGAUCGUCGAGCGGAAACGGUUACAACUGAAGCGUAAGAAGUGA
Molecule: messenger RNA, 1185 nt
Organism: Diutina rugosa
Lineage: Eukaryota; Fungi; Ascomycota; Pichiomycetes; Serinales; Debaryomycetaceae
Exons: 1
Coding region: 1-1185 (394 amino acids)
Source: RefSeq, a predicted model, not a curated record